AUGGCUUCCGGCAAGAUCAUCGCUGGUUUCUUUAAGUAUGCUUUCGAUUUGAUAGCAGCCGCCGUGGGGUUGUAUGCGGUAUUGCUAGCGCUGCUCACCAUACCUAUAUUUCAAUCCCAUGUGGUGUACCUACACGCCUUUCAAAUGACAUGGUUUAAGGAUCUCAAUGUCCCCGAGAAUUUUGGCUUCCUCAGGAAUCAAGUCACUCCGUUCUCAAUUAGGACACCUGACGGCGAACGUCUGUACUCUUGGCACAUUCUUCCAAUAGAAUUGUAUCGCAAGCACGAAGAAUCUCUAAUCGCAGAGCCAAUUGGGUUUGUCUCGGACAUCACGUCCAGACUUGCAUUUCAGCUGCUGCGCGACGAUCCCGACGCUCGUUUGAUUCUUCAUAUGCACGGUGCUGGGGGAACUGUCGGUUCAGGAUAUAGAGUUCCUAAUUACCGUGCAUUGUCCGCAGGUCAACCUGGCAAAAUUCAUGUCCUGACAUUUGAUUAUCGUGGAUUUGGACGAAGCACUGGUUCCCCAUCUGAGAAUGGGCUUAUAAUAGAUGCACUUACAGUCGUAGACUGGGCUGUCAAAGUCGCUGGUAUCCCUCCCUCUCGAAUCCUUAUCUUCGGUCAGUCUAUGGGAACCGCAGUUAGCAUUGCUGUGUCUGAGCAACUUGCAUUGCAAUCUCCUCCAGUAAUUUUUGCAGGCACUAUUCUCGUUGCGCCAUUCGUCGAUUGCGCGACGUUGGUCUCAACUUAUCGAGUAGCAGGAAUAAUUCCACUCCUCUCACCGCUCGAGAAGUUCCCUACGCUGUUCAACUACCUCCAACGCUUUUUACGGGAUAAAUGGUCAAGCAAAGACCGCAUCGCGCAAUAUAUCCGUUCCAACGAAGUUAACAGCGAGAAAUACCGCCUCACGAUUAUACAUGCUCAAGAUGAUUACGACAUUCCGUGGCAUCACACUGAAGUAGUCUUCUGGUAUGCAGUUAACGCUUCGAUACCGCGUGGAAUAAGCUAUGAGGAACUCGAAAAGAAGAAGUUAGACUCAAAGGUCGAUCUAGGGGCUGCCGGCUCAGUCAUGGAAUGGAGAACGGAUAACAGUGUGAUUCGAGAGGAAAUACUGAAAACUGGCUUGCAUGAUGUUGUCAUGGGUUAUCCGGUUGUCACGAUGGCUGUGAUGCGUUCUUUCGAAGCGGCAGAUCCGUCAUUCACAUGUUAA
This is a messenger RNA of Talaromyces amestolkiae, 1206 nucleotides long. RefSeq lists its product as uncharacterized. The transcript has a single exon. The record is from RefSeq and is a predicted model, not a curated record. Lineage: Eukaryota; Fungi; Ascomycota; Eurotiomycetes; Eurotiales; Trichocomaceae. Bases 1 to 1206 code for a protein of 401 amino acids.